This is a messenger RNA of Echinococcus granulosus, 510 nucleotides long. RefSeq names its product 60S acidic ribosomal protein P2. Lineage: Eukaryota; Metazoa; Platyhelminthes; Cestoda; Cyclophyllidea; Taeniidae. Gene Ontology annotation, biological process: cytoplasmic translational elongation. Gene Ontology annotation, molecular function: structural constituent of ribosome. The record is from RefSeq and is a predicted model, not a curated record. Gene Ontology annotation, cellular component: ribosome; cytosolic large ribosomal subunit. The transcript is spliced from 3 exons. The coding region runs from base 1 to 510 and encodes 169 amino acids.
AUGAUUAAGUGGACGGACAUGGAAGAGAACUCCACAAAGGAGGACUAUGAACGGAAUCGGAAGAAUUUGGAGGAGAUGUACAAUGUCGACGAAUCGCUUCGUGACGCGCCUUACUUGGGCUGCUAUCGUGAUCUGUCUGGGAUGCGCUAUCUCGCUGCCUACCUACUAGCCCAACUGGGCGGUACUAGUCGUCCUCAGGAGUCCGAUAUUAAAAAUAUUUUAAGCUCAGUUGGUAUCGAAUGUGAGCAGGCGCGAGCCAAGUUGGCAAUUGACCAAUUACACGGCAAAAAUGUGCAUGAUUUGAUUAACGCCGGUAAGGAGAAAAUGUCCACGGUCUCUUUUGGCGCCGCCCCGGUCGCUGUCGCUACUCCAGCGGGUGGUGCUCCCACUACCGCUGCUGCUGCUGAGGCUCCCAAGGGUGGCGACAAGGCCCCUGCUCCCGCCAAGGAAGAAAAGAAAGAGGAGUCCGAAGAAUCUGAUGCGGACAUGGGUUUCAGUCUUUUUGACUAA